Messenger RNA from Schizophyllum commune H4-8, 778 nucleotides. RefSeq names its product ribosomal protein L16. Gene Ontology annotation, biological process: mitochondrial translation. Gene Ontology annotation, cellular component: ribosome; mitochondrial large ribosomal subunit. The record is from RefSeq and is a predicted model, not a curated record. Gene Ontology annotation, molecular function: rRNA binding; structural constituent of ribosome. Bases 1 to 657 code for a protein of 218 amino acids. The transcript has 3 exons. Lineage: Eukaryota; Fungi; Basidiomycota; Agaricomycetes; Agaricales; Schizophyllaceae.
AUGCUCGGCCUCCUGCGCUCUGCGCUGCGUCCUGCGCUCCGCGCGCCGGCACCCACCGUCUCGACGUCGACGACCUUCGCGCGCGGCCGGCACCAGCUCGCGCCGAAGCAGGUGAAGUGGGACCGCAAGCACAAGGGCCGCAUCCCGAUCCCGACGGGCGGCUCGACGCGCGGGACAACGCUCGCGUUCGGCGACUGGGGCAUCCGAAUUAUUGGCUGCGGCGCGCGGCUGACGGCGAAGCAGCUGGGCACCGCGGAGGAGGUCAUCAAGCGCAAGCUGAAGAUUCUGAAGGGCUCGAAGGUGUGGAUGCGCGUGUUCCCGGAUAUUCCGGUUUGCGUGAAGGUGCGUGGAGGGUGCUCGAGAGGAGGAGUGCGAGUGCUGACUUAUAUGACAGGUGUCCCCGUCGGCCGUGUCAUCUUCGAGAUUGGCGGCGUACCCAUCCGUGAGGACCUGGCCCGCGAAAUCCUCCGCCAAGCCUCCUCCAAACUCCCCUGCCGAAUGGAGUUCAUCAACAAGCGCUCGCCCCCGCGGCUCGGCGGCAUGGUCAUCGCCCCGCCGAAACCCUCGCCAGAAGAGCAGAAGGAGCAGCAGGCCGUGGACGCGUCCUUGUUCGCGAUGGAGUCGACAGGGGACGCGGCGCCCCAGCCGACAGCAUAAUGCAUCUGUACACUCCCAUGAUGCAUGUAUUCACUCCCAUGAUGCAUGUAUUCACUCCCAUGAUGCAUGUAUCCACCCCCGUAGAGCAUGCGAUGUUAUACACGCACUUCCCACUGCUUUC